Molecule: messenger RNA, 1283 nt
Organism: Sitophilus oryzae (rice weevil)
Lineage: Eukaryota; Metazoa; Arthropoda; Insecta; Coleoptera; Curculionidae
Product: DNA damage-regulated autophagy modulator protein 1-like
Exons: 5
Coding region: 440-1270 (276 amino acids)
Source: RefSeq, a predicted model, not a curated record
GACAUUAUAAACUUUAAUGACAUUUAUUGACUUUAUUUUAAGCACAAUGGGCAUUACAAUUAAAAACCGUAUAAUCAAUUAAUUCUUAUUGUUUUGUAAACAAGUUCAUUAGUUAAACAGUGUUUUCCGAAUACCUUACUAACUUUAAUUCAAAUGUAGUAGUGAAAAUAACAAUAUAGUAUAUAAAACUACUUGCAGGAUAUAUUCAUAUUUUGAUAAUUUAUAGGAAAAUAUUACUUAAUAGGAAUAUAGAAAAAUAAUAAUUACAGUAUAACCUUCCUAGCUUCAAAGUUCAAAGGACAAGCUAUGGUUUGGCGAAAUGAAAAUGUUACAUAUUGUUGGUGAGUGAGCUGUAAUAAAAGUGUCUAGUAAAUUGAAGAGUUGGGAAAGAGAUGUCAACUUAAUACACAUCCACAUCAUAUCCAGAUAUUUUGUUUCUAUGAAAAAAGAAAAAGAGGUACAGAAAAAUACAAGUAUGUGGAACAAGUUCGGGUCUAAUUUGCAGAUUCUUCCCAUUGUUAUCGCGGUUUUGAUGGUAGGAGGUAUCUCUGUAACAUUUUAUCUGGCCUAUAUCCAUUUUAAACACGUGACAUACCUCCUGCCUUAUAUCAGCGAUACAGGAACCAUUCCACCAGAAAGCUGCAUUUUUGGAUUUGUUCUAAAUAUUUUAUCAUUUUUACUUGGUGUAGCUGUUUAUAUUAAGUAUCUCCACGUAGAGGAAAUAUGUAAAAAGCAUCACAUAAGCAAAAAUUGUAGUUAUAACAAAGUAGCUAUUUUUGUGGGUGGGCUUACCGUUCUAGGUAUCAAUCUAGUUGCUAACUUUCAAGAAACGAAUGCUCCCGUUGUUCACUGGUCUGGGGCAAUUCUGUGUUUCGUAGCCGGAUCCUUGUAUCUAAGCGCACAAACUUACAUAUACAUAAAAAUAUCACCGGUGUUGGGCCAGAGAAAAACAACCAUGUUUAGGAUAUUUCUCUCAAUUGUGGCUGUUUCGACAUCUGUCAUCUGCGUCGGCACAGGCCUGAAGGCUCUUUCCGAGUUCACAGGUGAGGACGUCACAAAAUGGCAAGCUGACGAUGGAGGGGCAAAGCUGCACCAGAUCAGCACCAAUUCGGAGUGGAUCUGUGCCACGGCACUGUUAAUAUACAUUUUGUUAUUUUAUAAGGAGUUUAAAGACAUUGUGUGGGAAGGGCCUAAAAUAAUCUUAGUCGAACGUAUAACGGCACUCGGUAGUCCUAAUAUAACGGCAGGAAGUAGUCCUAAAUUACCGUAAAAUAUACCAAAAA